UUCUUCAAAAUCCAGCUUCUUCAUCUAAAUCCUCUCUAACUCUCUUCACUUGCAACUUGCACCCAGUAGUGGUCUCUGAUUUGCAGACCUCUGGUGGAUGCUGUUGCAUUUCUUCAGCUGAUAAUAAUUGUGUUCAUCUCUAGUUUUGGGAGAUGUCAGCCCUUCUUAGCAAAAGCCUACGCCUAUCUUCAACCUUGAAGAUCGACGAAGAGGCCAUGGUUACAAAGACUCAAGGUAUCGGAUCCAUUCUUGGGUCUGAUUCUGAAAGAAGUAAAUCUUGUUCACUGAGAAGGACGCUUUCAGCUGAUAUGUCAUCCACCAAAUGGCUUACACAACAUGGGUUCUCUCCCAUGAAAAAGAUUGCAUCGUCUAAAGAGUUCUCAAUCUCUUCUAUCAUUGACUCUUCAUCAUCAGAAGGAGAAGAAGAGGACACUGAGACUGAGCAACAAAGCCAAUUGGAUUUUUGGAGCUCAAUUCAAGAAGAGGUGUAUGAGAAAAAAGAGGUUGAUGAAAAGCCUGGCCAAUUCGACAUAUGGAGUUCAAUCAUAUCACAAAAAGCUCAAGAUGCCUCCAACAAAUCACUUCCACCUCCUUAUGUUCACCCUCUUGUCAAAAGAUCAGCCAGUUCUUUAAGCGAAAAGAGCCUUGAAAUUUGCACCGAGAGUCUUGGAUCCGAAACCGGCUCUGAUGGGUUCUCUUCUUACCCAUCAUCAGAGACUGGUGACACCGACGACGACAAAGAGAUGGACCAAGAACAACCUCUGCAACAACCACAAGAAGAAGAAGAAGAAGAAGAAAGAAUGACACAGAAUUUUGAUGUUAAAGAAGUGCUAGUUCCCAAGUUCAAUUACGUUGUUGGCAAAAAAUCAACCGAACGAUCAUUUCCUCCCCCAAUUUCUUCUCUUUCUCGCCACGAUGGAGCAUCCAUUCGCAUGCAGUCUCGUCGCGACAAUGGUAGACUGGUUCUUGAAGCUGUUUCUGUUCCUUCCACUAACAACUUCCGCGCUCAACGACAUGAUGGCCGUCUUGUGCUCACUUUUGUCAACACUAAUGAAAUGGAAGAUAAGUUUGAAGAAGAAGAAGAAGAAGAAGAGGAGGACGAGGAGACAGAGGAAGAAGAGGUGGAGGAAAGUGAGAAUGAAAGCAGAGGAGGAGAAAUGGAGAUUGAAUUUGUGAUGGAUCAGGAAGCGCCAAAAUUGUCCAAUAAGGUGCUUAAUGUGCACAGGUUGACACUAGUCAUGAAUAAGCAAAUGAGUUUAGCCAAAACAAACCCACAGUGGCCGAACAAGUUCAAUGAAGUGGUCAAAUUUGAUGAGGUAGAGGAUAUGAAGCCAUCAAUACUAGCACAGUCACUGCCAACGCCGGCAAGUAUGGCUCGCCUGAUUCCAAAACCACCGGCAGCAGCGGCUGCAACAGUGAGGGCGACCGCUGGGGCUACAUUCAAUGCUUAUGAGUACUACUGGAGGCCCAAGCCCAUGGAAGCUGGGCCUGGGGUAGUUUCCAAACAAAUGAUGAAUCAACAAUUACAGGAAAACAGCAAGUUUAUUCUCUCCAAGAGUAAAAGCUCACCGGAAAAUGAGCAGCGAAAGGUACUUCUCUUGAGUGGAAAAAAGGGAGAUUAUCUGGUUCCUUUCACAAAGGGCUGCAAGGAGCCAAGAAGAUCUCUUUUGUUUUGGGAACCUUAUUGCAUUGCAACAUCCUGAUGAUAAAAAAAACAUCCCUGUCUAGUUAUGUUAGCCAAAUCCAAAUCCAAGUCUAUCAUCAUUGUUGUUAUUGUUAUACUUACCUUAAUUUCUCUCUCUAUUUUCCUCAAGAGUCAGUGUAAUCAAAUAAAAGAACCCAGAAGGGAGAGAACACUUUGAUUUAGAAGAUCAAAGAGAAAAGACAUAUCAUGACUUAACAGUGUUAUAUUUAUAUAUAAAAUAUAUUAUGUUUAUAUAUAAUUCUAUAUUUUUCUGGUUCGUACCCAAACAAAAUCUUGGCAUCAUCUUUGACUUCUUGUUUGAUCCUUGUUUCUUUUAUAAUUUUUACUUUUGCAAAUCUUAGCCAAUGGAGGUUGGUUAUGAGUCAUGUCUGGCCUAACUUGUAUAUAUAUUUUGGGAGACAUCAUGAUCUAAUCGUGAUA
This is a messenger RNA of Pistacia vera, 2125 nucleotides long. RefSeq names its product protein FAF-like, chloroplastic. NCBI's taxonomy places the organism in Eukaryota, Viridiplantae, Streptophyta, Magnoliopsida, Sapindales, Anacardiaceae. The record is from RefSeq and is a predicted model, not a curated record. The transcript is spliced from 2 exons. Bases 153 to 1703 code for a protein of 516 amino acids.